UUGGGAGGACACAGAAAUAGACACCCAUCGGCACUGAGCUCCUGGGCCCACCCCAUGUGGGGGCCACCUGGGUGCCCCCCACAAAGUCUGCAGCCGAGCGGCACAUGGAGCUGUUUCCACGCCUCCCUGUGGCCACAGCCGACCGUUCAGGUGCGUUUCUUUCCAGGACUUUUUCACUUUCAGGUAAACGUGGCCAUUUCCCGUGCGUGUGUCCCCAAAGCUCUCUCCCCGUCGUCACCUUGCCUGCUUUGUCACCGCAUGUCGGUGCCCCCCACAGCAGCCUCAGAAGCUCACCAAACGGCGCCUCGUGACCUUCCUCGUUGCUGUGGCCCAACGCAGAGGCUGCACCAUCGACCCUGCCGUCUGCAGCAGCCAGGGGCCCAGCUCCGCGUCCUCCCGCCGUCUCCACCUGCCGGCUUUGCUCAGGUGACACCUGCUCCGAGAGCGCCAGCCCCCGGGGCUGUCGGCACGUCGUGCUCCCUGCCAGAUCCAGACCCGCAGUGCCCGGAAGGUCCCUGGCACAGAGAGAGGCUCCAUGCGCAGAAGGCACUGCCGUCACCAGCCGCCACCAGCCCAGCCCAGGCCCCCCGACGCCCACAGUCCCGGGGCUCUCUCUGCCACCGUGAGGGCCAGGCAGGGACAGGCCCAUCACAUUGGGACCUGACCUGGCGGCUGCUCGGGGAGGCCCAGGCGGAGCCGGAGCCGGCCCCAGCCGGAGCACGACCGUGACACUGCACCUGGAAGGCCACCGCCGGGUGGGGCGGAGGGGACAGAGGGGAGCGGGCCCAGCCCCCCGAGGGCAGCGGGUUGAGGCGAGCCGUUCCACAGCUGCGUGUGGUUUAACGGCCUCUGUGCCAGGAAGCAGCUGCCCUGGUGUGCCGGCCAGGGCCGGGGCCGGGGCCGGGGCUGAGGACGGACAGCUUCUCCCAAGGCCCCAGUCCCAUGUGCCCAGCCCAGACCAGCCCCCACAAGGCCCUGCCCAGGAGCCCCUCGCUUUCCCCGAGUCCUCCCACCCACGGAGGCCCACCCGAAGCCCCUGCCCGGAGCAGCCCCUCCUAGGGCCCUACUCAGGCCCACCCCUCGGCUGGGGCCACUGACAUUUUCCCUUUUCCUUUCUUAAUCGUGGUAAAACGUACAUAACUUAAAGUUUGCCGUUUUAACCAUUUUUAUGUGUGUGAUCCAGUGGCGCUAAUUAAA
Choloepus didactylus (southern two-toed sloth) is the source of this 1197-nucleotide messenger RNA. RefSeq names its product predicted GPI-anchored protein 58. NCBI's taxonomy places the organism in Eukaryota, Metazoa, Chordata, Mammalia, Pilosa, Megalonychidae. The coding region runs from base 55 to 729 and encodes 224 amino acids. The transcript has 4 exons. The record is from RefSeq and is a predicted model, not a curated record.